Molecule: messenger RNA, 1873 nt
Organism: Haliotis rufescens (red abalone)
Lineage: Eukaryota; Metazoa; Mollusca; Gastropoda; Lepetellida; Haliotidae
Product: BTB/POZ domain-containing protein 6-like
Exons: 3
Coding region: 286-1575 (429 amino acids)
Biological process (GO): neurogenesis
Cellular component (GO): cytosol
Molecular function (GO): protein binding
Source: RefSeq, a predicted model, not a curated record
AGCUACAAUAAGAUAUAUACACUAUUGUCCAUCGUGCAGGUGAAUGCGGAGCAUAUCUGGGCUACAGUAGACGAAGCCAGGAUACAUAAAGUGCCACAUAUCCUGGCCCCACAACUCCUCUCCAAACACAGGAGAGACUGCGUCAGUGUUGAUAUGAGAGGGGCACACUGUAAACGUGCGCUCGACAGCCUUUGUAUUUCAGUGAGACUUUAGAUGUCACGUGACUUCAACCAGGAAGCAAGACGGGUUGUGUGGUCUUGAGGGUGUUACACAUACAGGCACAUCAUGGCAACUGACAGUUGGCAAAGUGGGAAGUCCUUCCCGGAAACCAACCUGCAUAUGUUGGACAGUUUGUUGUUGGCUGAUGUGGCCUUCCUCGUUGGAGAUCAAAGGGAGACAAUCCAGGCUCAUAAGUUCAUUUUAGUCAGCCGAAGUUGCGUGUUUCACGCGAUGUUCUGUGGAUCGAUCCCCGAGACGGGCCAAGUACUUAUUCCUGAUAUACAGAUAGACAACUUCAAGGCCUUCCUAAGGUAUCUCUACACGGGGAAGGUGGAGUUAACACCUAACACUGUCCUUGGUCUGAUGUACGCUGCUAGGAAAUACAACAUCACAGGACUGGAAAAGCAAUGUGAGGAGUUCUGCUUACAAUCUUUGUCGCCUAGCAACGCAUGUUUAUUUCUACAACAAGCAGACCUGUUUGAUAAAGAAGACCUUAAAGAAAGAGCUCUUAAAGUAAUCAAAUCCAAUGCCGAGGUGAGUGUUGCUAGCGAGGGAUUCCGUGAGCUAAGCAAGGAAUGUCUAAAGCUAAUCCUGAAGGCAGUUGACAUGAGAGUUGACGAGAUUUGCAUCUUCCGAUCUGUGAUGUCGUGGGCGGAAGCUGAAUGUAGACGUCAGGGAAGGGAAGUAGCUCCAGAAGAGAAAAGACAAGUUUUGGGAGAGUGUUUGUUUCUCAUUCGCUUUCCAUCUAUGUCAAUGGUGAAAUUUGCCACAACUGUCUGCAAUGAAGGUAUUUUAAGUGAUAACCAUGCCUUGAUGUUAUUUAGAAAAUACGCCAUAAGCGACCUGGAUAUACGGCCGUUCUGUGACAUAUCUCGGAAAUCUCCUGUCUAUAACUUGUCUCGCUUACCUCCUGACCAAGAGCCCAAAAGGAUUGUUAUCUUAUGUAAAUGUCUACGUGAUGCGUUGAUCAUAUCCUGUGAUGCCAGUGUUCACCUGACCGGGCUGAGCAUGUAUGCUGGGAAGAUGGCGGACAAGGGGUCUGUAGACAUAGUUGUUACUGACAGUGAUGACACAACCCUGCUGCAGCACCACCAGGACCUGGAGGUGACAGAGGGACAACUCUCAGAUGUGGUGAUGUUCCCUUCACCUCUGUCUGUCAGCAAAGGAAAGAAGAUAAAAAUCAAAGUCACUAGGGAGGGCAAUGAACAUAAAGUAAAUACGUGUACAAUGAACAACCAGAGAUUGAUGACACAUGAAACAUCAGGUGUUGUGUGGACACUGGAGCACUGUAAGGAGAGUCAAUCUAACAACAGCCUAGACUAUGGAUUGCUUACAGGGUUUUUCUUCGAGUUGUAGUGUACUUAUCUUUUCACCCUGUAGUGUAUUUACCAAAAGGCGACUGUGGGACAACUCUCCUGCCAACUCUUCCGUCUGUGUACGCCUGUAAUGUAAACAGGUACUAAUUACGGUCAGCAGCGCAUGAGUGGUAUAUAUAUUUGGCAUUUGAUGCUUGAUCUUCUUUUAUAUGUCAUACCACGUCUGUAAUUAAGUUUCAUUUCCGAGUCUGCAUUAAGGACGUACCUACCAGGAGAAACAGGUUGCUAAGAUCAUAACAUUGUGUGUGUGUGUGUGUAUGUUUGUGUGUGUGUUUGUG